Messenger RNA from Racocetra persica, 672 nucleotides. The record is from the annotation of a GenBank genome assembly. NCBI's taxonomy places the organism in Eukaryota, Fungi, Glomeromycota, Glomeromycetes, Diversisporales, Gigasporaceae.
AUGCUUCUUGUGCAAAAAAAUAUUGGGCCCAACCCUAGUGAAAUAAAUGAAGCAAUUAGGCUCUUCUCUGGUUUAGCGGACCUUGAUUUUGAGCCUGGUUAUAAUAAUUAUGUAUACUUUCAAUAUCUGUCUAAUAGUAAAGAUGAUAUCGCUCUUCUAGAUGCCUAUUAUUCUGAGAAAAUUUUUGAUAAAUAUAUUAUUCGAGUUGCAGGUAAGGGAUUCACAGUAGUAAAUCACCCAUCCGAAGUUUAUAGGUUACCUGAUGCUCAUGAAUGCAUUGAUGGGAAUUUGCCUCUUCGCCUCAUUCUGGACAUUGACGCGAGACAGUAUCCUGAUCCCAUGAAUCCUGAACUCCCUUCUUUAGAUGGAAAUAAAAUUUCUCGUAAAGAUUUAUUAUCCAGAAUCUUAAUUGCCUGUGCUGAUAUUAUAUAUACUGAUUUAAAACAUCUCAUAACUUUAAAUGCUUUUGCAUUAGUUAGUUCGUCUAAUGCUAAUAAAUGUAGUUGGCAUAUUGUAUAUAAUUAUGCCCACUUUAUUAACUAUAGAGAUCUUAGGAGUUUUGUAGAAAAAGUCGCUAAUAGGGUUGGAAAACCAUAUUCAGAUUUUAUCAAUAUAGAACUUUAUAAAUUUUGGUUCAGUCUUCAGCUCCUUGGAUCAUCUAAAGAGAAUAGA